Molecule: messenger RNA, 1320 nt
Organism: Dentiscutata heterogama
Lineage: Eukaryota; Fungi; Glomeromycota; Glomeromycetes; Diversisporales; Gigasporaceae
Source: the annotation of a GenBank genome assembly
AUGAAGAAAUUAAUAAUUUGGACAAAAUCAUUUUUAAUAUUUUUUAUAUGCAAUAUUGCAAAUAUUGUAUUAAUUUUUGCGAAUGAUUCCACAUUAUGCUUUGAUCGACCAGAUCCAUUAAAGCCUUAUUAUCUAGAAAGAGUAUCAUGUCCAAUGGUAACAGAAAAUGAAACUUAUUCAAACUUAAAACGUGAUACUAAUAUGUUCAAUUUGACUUUUAUUUGUGGAAUCAACGAUCAAACGCUUUGUAAAAAAGUAAAAAGUGCUUUUGAAUCUGCUGAAAAAAUUCUUUCUGAUACAAUUUUAUUUAAACAAACAGUGAAUGUUAAUGCCACAUUCACUAAUAUUUGUGCCGCAUAUGGUGCUUGUAAUACUGUAAAUUCAGGAAUUGAAACUCAAGUCAUUGGUGGUGCAGCUCCAUCAAGAGUUAUGAUGCUCAGGGAUGAUGAUGGAGUUAAUCGAUUCUAUCCUCAGUCUCUUGUAAAACAACUAGGAAAUACAAAUCAUCCAAAAUAUAGUGAUUAUGAUAUUAAUGCUAUUUUCAAUAGUGAAAACGUUUCAUAUUGGUUUAAAGAAGAUGGGAAUAUAAAAUAUAAUCAGAUAGACAUGGAAAUGGUCAUAUUACAUGAAUUGGUACAUGGAUUAGGAUUUAUUUCUAGCCUUAAUGAUUAUAUGAAUGAUCCACCAAAAGGGUUAACACCUUAUGUUAUUGGUAUUUUAAAUACUACUGGAACUAAUUAUCAUUUUAUCGAAGACAUGUUUGAUAAGCUCAUGUCUGUGGUUUCCACAGGUCAAAGUGUGUCAGAUAUUGUCAAGCAAAUGGACGUUUUUGGUGAUGUGCAAUAUGUUACUCCGGAAAGUUUUACAAUAACAUUUGAAUCAUCACCUCAAUAUAAAUUGGCAACAGAUUUAUUUUCAAAAGCUACUAUUCCAAAUUCUUUAAGCCUUUUAAGUGGGGAUGAUACUAUAAUUCUUGAAACGUCAUUAACUCCUUAUAAUUAUAAAUCAAGUAUUGGUCACUUUAGUUAUCAAGAGUAUAGUAAUACCAGUGAUUUCUUAAUGAGAUAUUCGGUCGAACAUGGAGUAACACUUCAGCAAUAUGUAGCAAUGGGUGGGAAUUAUGCGAACGGUCCAAUAGGCCCAAAAUUAAGAGCAUUUCUCAAGUCUCUAGGGUAUACGGUUCGUGAUUCAACAUCAGGAACCCAAAUUAGAAUAUCUACAAUUAUUUCAAAAACGAAAUUAAUAAUUUUGAGCAUGUUAAUAAUUUCAUUAAUGAAUUUUAUUACGUCACCUUGUGAAAUAAAUGGAUUUCCUUUAUAG